UCUCUGGAUAUUGGAAGAUGCAUCGAGCCUAUCAAACCAUCAUUCCAACCAGCAACAAGUACCUGCAACAGAAAUGGGACAAGAGUGAUUAUCAAAGGCACAGGAUAAAGGUGCAAAAGGCAACUACGGUUGUGGAUACAAGAGGACCUCAGACUCCUGCUCAUCUUCAAGUCAAGUUAAAAAAACUACAGCUAGAGAAAGAACGUUUGGCUAUCAUCAGGAGAGACAAUCAGAUUCUUUCUAGCAAAUUGGCCGACAUCAUGAGUUCCAAUGGGACUGUGGACAAUUGGAAUAACUACGCAAAUAAAAGUCUGAAUGCAGAGAAGCGUCAGAGGGAGCUCAAACGAAUAGCACAGGAGAACCAAGCCAUUCUACACCGUAUCACACAUCGCCAGUCGGAAUACAGGCGCAGCAGACUGGAUGAGGAGUGGGAGAAAGUGGAGAGACUCCAAAAAGACAUUGCACACUAUCCACAUCAGCUAAAAGCUGAGCAGGUGAGACAAACAUUGAGUGAGAAUAUGGAAACUUGCUCCAAAAAGGGGCAUAGCUGA
Rhincodon typus (whale shark) is the source of this 551-nucleotide messenger RNA. RefSeq lists its product as uncharacterized. NCBI's taxonomy places the organism in Eukaryota, Metazoa, Chordata, Chondrichthyes, Orectolobiformes, Rhincodontidae. The transcript has 4 exons. The coding region runs from base 18 to 551 and encodes 177 amino acids. The record is from RefSeq and is a predicted model, not a curated record.